AACGAAGGUCGUACUUUGCUCGAUGGUUCACUCGCUCGCAACUCGCCAUCUUGUUUUACAAGCUCGAAGUUUGUGAAAUCUUUCGAUUCGAUACGGGCUCAUAAUCGGUUUCGGUUCAAUAUUCAUCUGAGUUUUUGGCGGCAAAUUGAUCAAAGAUUAAUCGAUUAAGCAAUGAAGAAAACAUCGUCUUUGGUUUGGCGAUUCUUCGAUCGGUUAGAAGAAAAUAAGAGAUGUGUGGCGGUAUUGUGUAAAUUAUGUGAUACGCAAUAUAAAUAUUUCGGUAAUACAACAAACUUAAGAACACAUUUGGUUAAUAAACAUCCGAUUCAGUGGGAAUUACUGCAGAACGGUACACUCGACGAAUCAACAUUUCGUACGUUUGAUGAUGAUGAAAAUACAAAUCAGUCGGUGGCUCCGAAAAGAAGAAAAUAUCUGAAGGUUGAUGUUUUAGAACACUCGGAAACAGAUAUUGAUAACAACGAUGAGGUUGACACCACAAUGAAUGAACAUGAAAGACAGAAUUCCGACGAGGAAUGGUUAGAAGAUGAAUGGAUUGAGACAUACGAACCUAAACAGAACAAAGUGAAAUAUAGAAGAGUAAAAAGGGAAGUUACAACACCUACCUCACCUAAAUCAGUCAGAAGCUAUGCAUUCAAUCGUAAACCAUCUACAUAUAAACCAAAUACACACCCAAGACUUAACACUGUCACAACAGAAGUUAGAAAAGACGAAUAUGCAGUGUUUGGUGAAUAUAUCGGUAAUAAAUUGAGGAAAUUCAAAUCGUACCAAACAAGUGUAAAUGUUCAACAAUUAAUAACAACUAUACUAUGGCAGGCAGAAUACGGAGUGUACGAUAAUAUUGAAUCUGUGAAACGGAUUGUUUUAAGCACUGUACAGGAAAUGGAUACUACACAUAGCUCUUCGGCAAAAAAUGAAAAUAUUCAAAUAUCUACGGAAGGAAUUAUGAUUGAUAAAGAUCCAGAUAAUAUUGUCCAAAGUGUUAUUGAUAGUGUUAGAGUGGUGGAAGGAUAGUUACUUUACCUAAGUAAUAUAAAAUAUUACCAAACAUACCAUUAAUGAUACUAAGUCGUAAAAUAGUUUAUCGGUAAUUAUUGGUAAGGAUUAUGUACAAACUAUUAAAAUUAUUGUGUAAAGUACUGGCAAAUUGUUUAAAUCUGGAUUGUGUGUUAAAUCCAACCAUAUUAAAAAUAAAAGUGUUAUAAAUAAAUAAGUUUA
Messenger RNA from Papilio xuthus (Asian swallowtail), 1236 nucleotides. RefSeq lists its product as uncharacterized. The record is from RefSeq and is a predicted model, not a curated record. NCBI's taxonomy places the organism in Eukaryota, Metazoa, Arthropoda, Insecta, Lepidoptera, Papilionidae. The transcript has 2 exons. The coding region runs from base 172 to 1032 and encodes 286 amino acids. Gene Ontology annotation, molecular function: DNA binding.